GAUCGUCGCAUUCUCCAUCCAUCAUCAUCACCAGACGUCUGGAUCCACAGUGACUGCCACACAGUGAACUGUGAGAGCCUGGAUUCGAGUCCUACAUCUGGGUCUCUCUCUCCGUGUUUCAGUGUCUCGCUCUCUCUCGCCCUCUCUCUCGGUGAAUAUAAAGAUGCAUCACGUUACACUUUGUGGCCUCCUCCUGUUGGUCACUUCCUGGCCCUGCGUCUUUGCUACGAUUGUGAAUAAGGUGGUGUACAAGUUCAGCACGGAAUAUGAAGCGAUUUGGAACGACAGGGGAAGUGGUGCUGCAGUGGACGUGUCGAUUUGGAGACCAUCCAGCCUGGAGUCCGGCUUCUAUCCGCUGGGAGACGUCGCGGUCACUCUGCACGAGCAACCGAAGUCCGCGAGUAUUCUAGUGAGGGACUCUGGGAACUCGCUAGUACGAGCUCCCAUCAGCGUCACCGAGGUGUGGAACGACAGGGGCAGUGGAGCUGACCGUGAUGUCACAGUGUACCGGCUCAACCCGUUGAACGGUUUCACGUGCCUGGGCCACGUGGCCGUGGCGAGCUACAGCCAGACACCCAGCCUCAACGCAUACAGGUGCGUCAAUUCGAGCCACGUGACCCAGGGACGCCUCAGCUUCGUCUGGAACGACAGAGGCUCGGGAGCGACGCGCGACGUCAGCUUCUGGAGUGUGGAGAACGAUCCGAUGUUGACUGGCAUCACCGCGGGGACGUUCAUCUCCCAUGCGAGCCACAGUGACCUGGGCACGGUGCCCGCCGUGCUGGACGCGAACAAAGCCAUUCUCUCCGCGUUCCUGCCAACCUCGUCAGAGGUGGCGCUCGUCCUGUACAACACGGACAGAGUGACGGAGAUGUGGAAUGAUAAAGGCAGCGGAGGGAAGUAUGACGUUUCAAUCUGGAGGGCGCAAGGCUGCUGCUCUCUGGGCGACAUUGCCAUGCCCAACUACGGCCAGCCUAAGGGUAUCCUCUUGAGAGAGACCAUCCCUGGAACGUUGAGAAAGCCGCUGUCCUUCGAGCGCAUCUGGACUGACCGGGGCUCAGGUGCGGACCGGGACGUCUCCAUCUGGAAGCCGAUCUGCCCACCAUCGUACCACGCUCUCGGCUUCGUCGCCGAAGGGAGCCAUGGCCGCGUCCCCUCAGUGGAAACAGUGCGCUGCGUGAACACUUCACACGUCUUGCGGGGUGACUGGCAGUGGGUCUACGACGACACCAAGACAGGAUCGUCACAGGACGUCACGAUAUGGAAAGCCGUUGGCAGCGGUCAGACGGCCAACACCUUCAAGGCCGUGACGCGGCAUGGCGCAAUGGACACGCCGUCAUUCAUCCUUAACCCGCGGUUCGUGUCGGUGCAGACUGGAGCUCCCGUGGCCAAGGUACGGCUUGUGAACUUCAUCUACGACUUCGAAUCGCAGGUGGUUAGCAAUGUCGACCCACUGGAGCUCACGACACGCACCAUCGCCGAGAAUUGUCGUGCUCCCCCGGGCAGUCCUCCGCUCAACGUGAAGCGGAAGAUCGACGUGACGGUCACGAUGACUUCAUCUUGGAGUGUGUCAACAUCGCUGGCGGUUGGCGUGGAGGUGACUUUUGAGGCGGGCAUCCCGCUGAUCGCUAAGAACCAGGUGAAGGUGUCCACAACCUUGACGAGGCAAUGGGAGAAGACCAUCACCGAAUCCAAGUCGGUGACUGAUUCGCUGGAGGCAACAAUCGACGUCCAAGCCGGGAAAUCAGUGUCGUACGUGGUGACCGGCCGGCGCUACAUUGGAAGUAUCCCCUGGAAGGCCACAAUGAUGACGACGUUCGAGGACGGGAGUUCAAACAUCGACCAAGUGGGAGGCAUUUUCGAGGGCAUGCAGGUGUCUGAGAUCCGCGUCUCAGCUGACGCACCACUGCCUUGUGGUUAAACUUCCCGUGAUGCUUAGCUUCAGGCCUUGUCCCUUGUAGGGCGAGACCUCAGCUAAUGUGCUAGGGGAGCAGCAGCAGUAGAAAAGUGUCCAUUGGUUAGGCGAAAAUUAUUUCUGCCUCUAACUAUAUUAUAAUAAAAAAUAACUGUAUGUAGGUGUGUUAAACUCACUUGGCACAAUACGGAGCUAACCGUGUUAAUAGGAGGUGCAAUGAAAUGACAGUUCUAAAGAAAUGAGCUUGUUCUGUCUCUCUCUCUGUGUCUGUUUUGCAACCGGCACAUACAGGAAAAAGACAAAAACUGUUUGGCCCAGGUGGGUAGCAGUGGAGAUUUUCUGCGUUGGGUUUUUCACGACGUGUUUGUUUGUUUGUGAGUUCUUUUGAAUGCCAUUCAUCUCUCUUAGCUUCCUCGCGGGGAGAGGUUGCACUCGCAUUGUUUAAGGUUAAACGCACGGCUCUAGAAGAGCCUUGUUGUCCUUCUGCACCUCCGAUUAGCACGGUCGGCUACGUACGGUGCAAAAAAUGUUCAACAUAUACAGACGGUGUGACAGCAUAGGCAGCAAGGGUGUUGCGGUCAACUGGGGGUAUUAUUAUAUAUCCGGUCAUCCUUGCAGUAGCAGCUUUUGGCUAGCCAUCGAACAAAAAGAUGGUCACCACAUAGCGCGCUUUCAGAUGUGCUUAUGUGGCCUUCUAGAACGCUCUCCUUCUGAUAUUCCGAACCCACUAGAGCUCUGUGCUUUGAAAAUGCAUUUCUUUAGAACUGAUUUUUGCGUUUCGUUUUUUGUCCUUCCUCCGCACCUACGAUUAGUUGGCUAUGUAUGGUGUGAAAGAAGCUCAAUAUAGAUACAUACAUGAUGCCAUGCUGGUGAGGCAGAGGGGAGAGAUUCAUUAGGCUCCGUGUACUCUAUCACUGCACUGCUCAGAAUCCACACAGCUAAAGAAAGUAGACUGUCGUCGACCACUCAAAAACCACGUUAUCAUGGUGCACGCAUUUCCGCAUUGUAAAGGUGCAUGCGUUAUAAUGGCAGGCACGUUCUGCAUUAUAACAAUGGUGUGUAAAAUAUUCCCGAAUGGAAGAGCUGCAUUGUAGCAAAAACACGUGAUAGUGUGAUACCACUGCGCAUGAAUCGACGAUUCGCAGUAUACUGGCGCUGGGCGGUUGAUUGGCCACUGGGCAGUUCAUUACGUGACAUUGCACCAGGAGUAGUUUGAUUAUAAAAAAAGUAAUUGUUUGGUAAAUUUUCGUAUACAUAACGGGAAUUCGAAUUUGCAAUCGUAUUUUCAAUCCGCAGCUGCCAGAAGAUUUUUCAUAGGAGGUUGUUUGAUGUGUUAGUGGUGAGGUGGAAGAGUGGUUUCUAAAAAAAACCCACCAAGGUUGCCCACGAGGCAGCCUCUCUUCCACACUGUGGAAGAGAGGCUGCCAUUACUCUUUCGGGAGCUGGACCAAUACCGCUUGGACCUCUGUGGAAUACAGGAGGUUUAGUGGACUGGUUUUGGUGUAUAUAGGGAGGCUGCCAUUCCUGUAUCAGAAGCUGUCCCGGUACUUCUUGAACCUCUGGGGCAUACGGGAUGUCCAGUGGACUGGUUCUGGCUCCAGUCACCAUGAGGGGUAAAUUGUUCUCUACUCAGUACAGGAAACUGUCCGGUCAGUGCAUGGCACCUGAGUCUAUUCAAUGACCUUCUCCUGUCAGCAAUCACUUCACAUGACUGCCUCGUAGUGCACCUAGCCUGGCACAAGCGCCGUGGUGACGAUACCACCGUUUAUUGGUGAGUAGCGGCAGUUGUUGUUAGAGGAAGGCGCAAAGCCCAGGGUUGAUUAGAACGAUCACUCACCGCCAAUCUCAGCUACAUCCGGGAAUUGAUCUUGUGUCGCUGGGUUCAUAGUACAAUUCGCUAACAAAUGGACCACCGCUCCAACGUCCACACUCCAUACAACAUACAUCCUCUUUUGAGACUUUUGAAGUUGUGCACCCCAAAGUGUGCAUUUCAGUGAUUGUCACUUUUGAUUCAAUAAAUGAGAAUGAAUGGAAUCCAAACAAA
This is a messenger RNA of Petromyzon marinus (sea lamprey), 3956 nucleotides long. RefSeq lists its product as uncharacterized. NCBI's taxonomy places the organism in Eukaryota, Metazoa, Chordata, Hyperoartia, Petromyzontiformes, Petromyzontidae. The record is from RefSeq and is a predicted model, not a curated record.